Messenger RNA from Apis dorsata (giant honeybee), 1252 nucleotides. RefSeq lists its product as uncharacterized. The record is from RefSeq and is a predicted model, not a curated record. The transcript has 4 exons. The annotation marks the transcript as partial. NCBI's taxonomy places the organism in Eukaryota, Metazoa, Arthropoda, Insecta, Hymenoptera, Apidae.
UUUUGUUAUUCUUUGCAGGUGAUCAUGUUACAAUUUGCUCUUUGCUUGAUGUUAAUUCUUCAUGGAAAGGGUUCAAUAGGGAAACCUUUGACUCCUGACGAUGUUGAAGAUUUACUUCCACCCGACCCACGCGACAAGAAUGAAACGAUAGCAGCCAUUGUCCAGGAUCCAGUUAUCCAAGAUGCCGUGCAUCACACAGUUAGCAAUGGAUCCUUAAACGGAUUGGUGAUCAAGAAGCACGUUUUCAUAAUGCCGGCUACCAAUCCCAAUUUGAUACUUUCCAAACGUGAACAUCUUCUGGUCGUUCCUACCGAGAACUUGCAAGAUGUAAAAAAAAAUAUUACCGAGGCCAAGGAAGCAGAGGCUCAAACUCAAGAAUCUUUGCCAGAAAAUCAAGCAUUCUUAGAGGACGAUGAGAGUCAAUACUUAUCAGAGGGAAAUGAAAACGAUUCGAAAGAAAAUAAAGAUACGUCCUUCCCAGAGCCAAGCGCGGACCAAUCAUCGAACGAGAAACGCAAAAGCGAAACGGAAUUCUUGAAAAACAAGCUUGCACGUGAGAUCUCGUUACCGCAAGAUUCUUCCUCGAUGAAAGUGGCCGUCCCUAUUGUCGCGGUCAUUGAUCCCUCGAACGCUGAAAAGGGCCAAGUGAAAAGUCCCAUCGUGGCCGUUUUACCUCAUCAUGUUAAGAGCGACGAAUUGAACAAUCAAAUUCAAUUCCUAAAGGAUAAUAGCGAAAAGAUUCAGGAAAAGGCUCAGGAUUACGUCGAUCAGAGCUCGUUAACGAUUACUCCCAAUUAUUGGAAAUUUUCAACGCCAACAUCCGAGAUUAUCGCUUCAUCGCCAAUAUACGAUCCAGUUUCACCUUACGCGGAUCGAGGAGCUUCGAAUCCAAGUUCAAUCACAAAUGAAAUGUUUUUGACGCCAUUAAUCGUAUCGCAGUGGGAAAUGCUCGCGCCAUCUGUAGAGGGCGAUCGAACGGAUUACACAGGAGAAACAGGUGACAUGGAUGUAGCUGAAGAUAUUAUAUUUAGACCUCUGUUCAGAUACCGACAGGAAACGCAGCAGCGGUCUAAAUACUAUGACGAAAGCAAUCGGCGAUAUAGUUACACACCGUAUCGAAACUAUGAUAACUAUUAUCCGAGACGCUCUUUUUACAGACCUCAGUACAACGAUUAUUAACGACGUGGAUUGAGAACGAGUGAGAAUGACGGAAAGAGAAAAACUUGUGUUUGGAAAGCUGUUGAGAAAAAAA